This is a messenger RNA of Candidula unifasciata, 993 nucleotides long. Lineage: Eukaryota; Metazoa; Mollusca; Gastropoda; Stylommatophora; Geomitridae. The record is from the annotation of a GenBank genome assembly.
AUGAUGAGAAGCCUGAAGUCGCUCUUCCGCAAAGGAACACAGAUUGUCGUUGGUCAGGCAAGACUCCACACAGACAAGAUGGCUCAUCUGAUCAACGAAUCCAAAGCCAAGGAGAUCGUACAGAAUGUAGACAACUUUCUCUUUGACUGUGAUGGUGUUCUUUGGGAUGGUAAUGGUGUCAUUCAGGGAAGUCUGGAUGUGGUACUCAAAUUAAAACAGAUGGGCAAGAAAGUUUUCUAUGUGACAAACAAUAGCUCAUCCAGUCGCCAAGACUACGUAAAGAAAUGCAAGGACUAUGGUUUUCCGGCUGAACAGGACGAUAUUGUAUGCACAGCAUUUAUUGCUGCCCAGUAUCUGCACAGCAUCAACUUCAAAGACAAAGUUUACCUCAUUGGCAAAGAAGAGUCCAUUGGACGUGAGCUGGAUCUUGUGGGCAUCAGAUAUUUUGGUCCUGGGCCGGAUCCUCUUGUAGGUGACAGUUACAAAGAGUGGCUGAAAGACAUUCACUUAGAUCCAGAGGUCAAGUGUGUACUUGUGGGAUUUGAUGCCCACAUUAGCUUUAUGAAGAUCAUGAAAGCCGCCAGCUACCUGAGGAAUCCUGAUUGUUUGUAUGUGGCUACAAAUGAGGAUGGGUCUUUGCCAGCUAAAGAGUCCAGUAUUUGUAUACCAGGUACAGGCUGUAUGGUACUUCCUGUGACCGUUGCUUCAGAAAGGAAUCCAAUUCUGAUGGGAAAGCCAGCCACCAAUAUGUUUGAUGUUCUUCAGAAAGUCCACAGCUUGGACCCAGCUCGAUGUAUGAUGACAGGUGACAGAAUUUCUACAGACAUAGUCUUUGCCAAGAAAUGUGGCAUACGCUCGCUGCUUGUGCUGUCAGGGAUCUCCACCAUCAGCGAUAUCUACCACGCCGGACAGAACCCUCCGAAGCACGAGGACCUUCAAGACCAACCAGAUUGCUAUGCUGAGAAUUUAGCAGAGUUUGGCAAAUAUAUAUGA